This is a messenger RNA of Fonsecaea erecta, 402 nucleotides long. RefSeq lists its product as hypothetical. Gene Ontology annotation, cellular component: mitochondrial matrix. The coding region runs from base 1 to 402 and encodes 133 amino acids. NCBI's taxonomy places the organism in Eukaryota, Fungi, Ascomycota, Eurotiomycetes, Chaetothyriales, Herpotrichiellaceae. Gene Ontology annotation, biological process: mitochondrial proton-transporting ATP synthase complex assembly. The transcript has a single exon. The record is from RefSeq and is a predicted model, not a curated record.
AUGUCUUCUUCGGCGAGCACCCCGUCCCUGCGCACGCUGUACCGGCGUCUCCUGCGUGAACUCCCUCCGACGCCACAACCACGGCACACGCUGCCGCGGUCGCCCAUCCACGCCUCGAUCCGCACGCACCUAUCUUCGAUCCAGCAACAGCAGCAGGCGGACAACUCUUCCCACGGCACGUCCCCGACCCCCGCCGCCAAUGCGGAACCCCACAAGCAAGUCGCCCGCCUGCAGGAGCUCGAGCAGUUCGUCAUGUACCUGCGCGCCCAGCGCAUGUACGGCACGCUGCUGCAUCGGUAUAACCCGGGCAUGGGCAUGGACGAAGAGGAGCGGGUGCGGUUGACGGCCCGGCGCGUGGGCAUGGAUCUGCCCGUCGAGUAUGAGUGGAAGAUGAAGCGGUGA